CAGACUCAGUUAUGUCCCCCUCCUUUUCCUCCAUCACGUACAAACACACCCACGCACGCUCUGUUCAACAUUAAACACGACUGGAGGAGGGAACGUCUUGAAGCUGAUCGAGGUAAAGCAUCCGAGACAGGAGUUCGACGCGUGGAGGCUCUCUGCUGGUACGGCAGGCUGCAGCACACAUCUUCGACUCCUCCGCCUCCCCAUCUCCUCAUCUGAUCAACUACAUGGGAAACCGGUUGUGUUGAAAUGUCACACUGAAUGGAGGGCAUUGAAGUUCCAUUAAGAUGACCCGGACACAUCCUCCUGAUAUCCUGACAUCAACUCUAUAUCAGGACAUUCCUUUAUAUCCAACCACCGAUCACGUAAUUUCUGCUCACUCUUCUUUGCAAUGUGACUUGAAGAUGAUUGAUAAAGCAGAAAUCAUCAACAAAAGACACUGCCGCAGCUUUGACUUUCUUGAAUCAUUGGACGACCCACAGUCUGUGUCUUCCCCAAUGGAGUAUCCUUUUAAGCGUAAAGAGCAACAGACAGAACAGCAGACAUUACACAAAGAUCUAACAUGGAACGGACUCGAUCAACCAGGAUAUCUUCGCUUCUCCUCUCCAGAUUUAUUUAACUCCAGGCAAACCCAACAACAAACCAGUCAAGACAAAACCAGCCACCUCACAUGGUCGGAUUCUGUAAAUAGAAAAAGAUCCCGAAGUGCUCCCAGAAUCAAAUCUACUCUCACUCCUGUGCCCAUCUCCGUGUCUCCUCUGGAGGCCAACCAAGCCAAGGAUGCCCCAGACACUUUGAGGUCCUCUGAAACACAAAGAGAAGCACAUUCCUCCAAUAGGGCCUUUCUGAACGAAGUCCACCCUAUUAAACUACAGCCCCAUUCUCCCCUCUAUGUCUCUGACUGUUUUGAUGAGGGUAAAUCAGCCAUAACGCCACAUGUCAGGUGCCGUGUUGACAUUAAACCAGAUGCUGCUGUACUCCAACACACAUCGAGGCAGGUCCCCAAUCUAAGGCCUGAUCGACUCGCUUGGCAAAGAUACUCACAGGCUAGUAGCAGUCGAGGUUUGUACGCACCCCGACAGAUUUCCUCACCUACGCCAACUCCAAGUGAAUGCUAUAAUGGAGAUUUCAGACAAGGAUAUCACUACACUACAAGCAUGUCUCCUGUCUCUUACCAGCAUCUAGACAUGUACCGAAUGCCAUCACAAACAGCAAUGUAUCUAAAUCAGGAGCAAAGAGCUUAUUCAAACCCAAACAUCCCAACAAAAUUUUUCUAUACCGAGGACCCAGUCCGCUAUCCAGUUCAUCCCUUUUCUCGGACAUACUUUCAGGAUGAUAGGUCCAGUUUAGCCAGCCGUGGAAGUACUAUGACGAGUCAGUAUGAUCCAAGGAAUCGAUGGGUACAUACGCUUCCUCCCAGGUCGUAUUACACGGAUAAUUUUUCGCACCAAGAACCAACACACUCUGUAUAUAGUACACCCUACCCUACGAGUGAGGCAGGAUCCUGCUUUUCUCAAACACCCUCAAGCUCUUACUUUGGAGAUGACCCCCGUUUCAAUCCGUACCACCAAAGUUGCUCAAAUUUAUAUUAUAACAAGCCGUUUAACGCUCAAGAGGAGCGGUACUUUCCAUCAAGGCAAUACCACACAGAAGGUCGAAAGCGACCCCGCAUGUCACAGGCUUUUUCGGAUGACUGGUAUCGCUCAAGUAUAUCUGGUUAUUCCAACCAGUCUUCUCAGCUCACCCCACCAAGAGUAAGUACGGACACUUGUAUACCCCCAUGGUACUCUACCUACGGCACAGAGACAGGUAGACUUAGGACAGAGGCCAAAAAUCACUCCAAGUCUUGGGACAAUAUUCUUUAUCCUCGCCAUGACAGAGAGCAAUCAGUACUUCGUGGAAGAAGCUACGAGAACCUAUUUAACCAAGCCAGGCAUGGCAGAUCUCCCAAUGUCUCAUCUCAACCUGUUAUCCUUAACCUUUCAAGCUCGCCAAAACGUUAUGCUGCCCUGUCUCUCUCUGAGACAUCUUUGGAGCGAGGUUCAAGCAAUCUGUGGAAAAAUAGCAAGAGUGGCCACUGGUUUGUGACUCCUGAGAUCACCAUAACUGACAAUGAUAUCUGCGCCGGUAACCGUGAGCAGCGUGGUGUGCACGCUGUCAACUGGAAUACUCUGGACAGUGAAAAGAAAUUUGCCCCAAGAGUGAUUGAUGUUAAGAAGUCAUUUGACACAGCAGAAGUGACCAAAGAAAGGAAACGUAACAAUGUCUCCCUUCAGCAGAGUCUGGAGCAACUUGAUGAGUUGUUAGCCGACUUAGUGGUUGAUUAUAAACCACCAGCCAGCAGGAAGCCGAGCGGGGACUUUCUGGAUCAGCUUAAACAACUGAUUACUGAAGAUGAUGAAAAAGUCAAGGGAUCUUCUGAGAUUGAAAAUCUUGAAUGUCUGAACACACAGCUCCCGUCUUCAAAAUCCAGUCCUGACACAAUCAAAGACCCUGACAGCGGGUGUGAUGCUUUGCAAAGAAGUGCAGAAGAAUGCUCUCCGGACCACAGUGUGGAGGAAGAGGAAACCUUGGUGUGUGCUAACAAGAAGUGCAAACGCUCUGAAAAUAUGUUCAAUGCUUGCUUGUACUUCAAAUCAUGUCAUAGCUGUUACACCUUUUACUGCUCACGAAACUGUCGCAGGGAUGAUUGGGAGUCCCACAAAGAAACGUGUCUGUACGGUCGCGUGAGCAGUGUGUGCCGCCAUACUAUCAAGUUCUGUCGAGAAAAUUCGGAGAUUCAUAAAGCCUUCUCUCGUAUUGCUAAAGCUGGUUACCUCUCCAGAGGAAGAGGUGUUCUCUUUCUGGGUUUUGCCAACCCAGAGACCACUGAGAACUUUCUCCAAGUUGGGCUUGAGAGCCUUGUCAUGUCGCCCACAUACCUGUCUCUCAGAGAGCUGGAUGGCUUUAAGGACAACUUAGGUGACUACUGUAAGGAACUGCAGCAGGCAGGUAAUGAGUAUGACCCCAGGGAAUGUUUCCUCUUGAAUGUAUCUGUAGCUGUUGGUGAACUAGUGCCUAACAGACCCUCACCAAGGGUCCAAACACCAACAGUUCGAAAAUAUGCAAAGGUUUCCUUGGCUUCUUCAAGCCCAGAAAAAAAACUACUGAAGAAGGAUAGUGAAAUGGAAACUCUCAUCCUUACUCCACCUCCGGGAACGCCAGCCAUUGACCAGGAGGGGGAGGAGGGAAGGAAAGCCAGGGAGGUGUGCUUUGUCAACAUUCAGCGUGAGCUCAGGGUCAGGGGAGUCUUCCUUCGACACGAGUACCCCAAAAUCUAUAAUCAGCUAUGUGAAUUCGUGGAGAGCAACAAAAGGUUCACCCCAACAACCAUUUACCCAUUAGAUAAGAGAACAGGGAAACAGUUUAUGUGCAUGAUCAUGGCCGCAUCUGAGCCGAGAACAUUAGACUGGGUGGACACCCCCCAUCUCUUGGAUGAUAUUAUUUAGAACAGCACAGGAUCGGAAUGGGAAUGAUGUCAAGUUACACAAAAUGUAAAUAUUGUAAAUACUUUUAAUUUGGAAAAUUGAAGAUUGACAUGCAAUAAUUUGCAUUUGACCAAUUUCCCGCCGUCUUUGGACCUUUAGCACACUGACAUUGACCUAUGAUACACCCAUGCACACCCACAUACGUAUGCCUACUCUUGAUUUGAUUUUUAUGCUCUCAGAGAACUUUAUAGGCUGCAUGCAAACUGGGCACAACAGAACAAUCCAUGUUUUUGAACAUGUAUGAAUUAUUCAGUUUCUGCUCUACAAUGUACAAAGCACACAGCAUUUAUAGUAUUCGACAUGCAUAUCUUGCCUCCACAGAAUAGCCAGAUAAGUCCCACAAACUUGUUUCCCCUCACACAAAUUUAUCUGAAAUAAUCGUAAUAUUACAACUGGUGACUAGUAUUCAGAGUACAUUCAUUAGUAAAUUGUAUUUGUGUGGCUACUUUUAUAUCAGUCUUUCAGUUAUUGUUUGAUAGAAAAUGAAGUACAAUCAAGAUAGCAUUUCACUUUUCCAUCUAUGUAUUUCGAUGAAAUGUGCUUGGGUAAACUGCUUUGUUUGGAAGUGGCCUUCAUUUGAAAAUAAGUAUUUUAAAUAAAGCAAAAUAUAAUUUUUAAAUCUUUCUUCUGGCUAAACAGGUUGUUUUAACAACCCCUUUAAAUCACACAUUGCUUAAAGCAUGUUACUUUAAAAUUCAGGUAUGUUCUAAAUAUUAUGAUUUAUUAUUCAAUUUAAAACUAUUUAUACAAAUAAUAAUAAGUUACCUUAUUGACUGUAAAACCACCUGAAUAAUACAAACUAAUAGUACAGUAUGUUUUUAGACAAUAUGCAAUACGAGAGCAAAAAAAUGAACAACGUAGUCAAAUGAUUAUCAUUAUUGGUAUGGAAUUGUUCUUUUGAACUAUGUUUUGUGAAGACUUAUUUUCUUUAAAUGGUAAAUGAUAAGAAUGUUCCUGAAAAAAAAUCUAGAUAUAUGCCUGCCUCCGUUGUUAUUGCUGACUAAGCUAAGAUUGCUCUUUUACUGGAUUAUAUCUUUGUGCAAGAUUUAAAAUUUAUAUUUUGUGAUGUUUAUAGCCUAUACAUAGAUAUAUAAUAAAUGGAGUUGAACAAAUGAA
Molecule: messenger RNA, 4640 nt
Organism: Hippocampus comes (tiger tail seahorse)
Lineage: Eukaryota; Metazoa; Chordata; Actinopteri; Syngnathiformes; Syngnathidae
Product: un-named hu7912
Exons: 2
Coding region: 285-3485 (1066 amino acids)
Biological process (GO): cell-cell junction organization
Cellular component (GO): apical junction complex; plasma membrane
Source: RefSeq, a predicted model, not a curated record